Messenger RNA from Spirometra erinaceieuropaei, 578 nucleotides. The record is from the annotation of a GenBank genome assembly. Lineage: Eukaryota; Metazoa; Platyhelminthes; Cestoda; Diphyllobothriidea; Diphyllobothriidae.
AUGAAUAAAAUCGAAAUUAUUAGCGCCCUUCAAGAUGACGAGGAAUUUAUGCUACAGCUUUUCAAUCGCCUGAAGUCUCCUUCAACGUCCGACGCUUACCGCCGAGAGUUGGCCCUUUUCGUGAAAGAGUUCUGCAACUUGUCCGUGCAGACGGACCAAAAGGACAACUUCCUUAAUUGUCUCUUUUCACACGGUGCCUUGUCUACCGUUGAAGUCUUGUUGAUGUUCGAUGAUCGGGAUGUAAAGGCAGCAGCACUCGAGAUAUUGCAUGCGUUUGUUGAAAAUCAGCCAUCCGUCGUCCGGGAGUAUGUAUACAAAGAUAACAAUCAUCUGUCCGAUGACAAUCGAAUUCUCAUCAAUCUGAUGAUCACACAAUUGCUUAAUGACUCUGAUCCAGGUAUUUAUUAUUUUGCGAUGCUUAAGUCCUUGUAGAGCUCAGUGACGCCUUUCUUCUGGGCUAUAUGUUGAGGAUGCUAAUAGAUCCAGACAAUAUGAACAAUACAGGCGGGGUAAGCAUACCGUUCCUGUCAGCUUAGGCACUAUAGUUAUGAUUAUUGCUUUCUGUUUUUUUCCAGUGA